Erythranthe guttata (spotted monkey flower) is the source of this 1769-nucleotide messenger RNA. The record is from RefSeq and is a predicted model, not a curated record. NCBI's taxonomy places the organism in Eukaryota, Viridiplantae, Streptophyta, Magnoliopsida, Lamiales, Phrymaceae.
UGAUAAUCUCGUACUUGAUUGGACUUUUCUGCAAAUCAAAAUCAAUUUCCAAAACCCUAGACAGUUAAACUCUUCAAUCGCAUGAGCAGUGGUUUGCGGAGGUGGUCCAAAUCAUCAAGGAUUCUAGUAUCGAAAAUGGCGGAGGAAAUCAGCUCGUCCGCAGCCAACACCGCCGCAGCUCCGACGAAGAGCCGCUCAUUUCUGCCCUCUGUUUUGCGAUGGAUACCUACCUCAACCGACCACAUCAUCGCCGCCGAAAAACGCCUCCUCUCUCUUGUCAAGACUCCGUACGAGCAAGAGCAGGUGAAUAUCGGGUCGGGUCCACCUGGUUCGAAAAUCCGGUGGUUUAGGUCGACGAGCAAUGAGCCUAGGUUUAUCAAUACGGUGUCGUUUGAUAGCAAAGAGGGGUCUCCUACGCUUGUGAUGGUCCAUGGAUAUGGUGCUUCUCAAGGAUUCUUCUUCCGCAAUUUCGAUGCGCUUGCUAAUCGUUUUAAAGUGGUAGCCAUUGAUCAACUUGGUUGGGGAGGAUCAAGUAGGCCCGACUUCACAUGUAAAAGCACCGGAGAAACUGAGGCAUGGUUCAUUGAUUCGUUUGAGGAAUGGCGUAAGUCGAAAAAUCUCACUAACUUCAUUCUACUUGGACAUUCUUUCGGAGGAUACGUUGCUGCAAAAUACGCGCUCAAGCAUCCUGAGCAUGUUCAACACUUGGUUUUAGUUGGACCGGCUGGAUUCACUCCAGAAGUAGAGCACAAGUCUGAGUGGCUUACUCAAUUUAGAUCAACGUGGAAAGGUGCCGUUCUAAAUCAUCUAUGGGAGUCUAAUUUUACUCCUCAGAAGAUAAUAAGGGGUCUAGGUCCUUGGGGUCCCGACUUGGUUCGUAAAUAUACAGGUGCUAGAUUCGGGUCAUAUUCAGAAGGAAGUAUGUUGUCCGAGGAUGAAUCAAGAUUGCUUACCGAUUAUGUGUAUCAUACUCUUGUGGCUAAAGCCAGUGGAGAGUUGUGCUUGAAAUAUAUAUUCUCGUUUGGAGCCUUUGCUCGGAUGCCCCUAUUGCACUGUGCCCCUGAAUGGAAGGUACCGACAACGUUCAUAUACGGUUUCCAAGAUUGGAUGAAUUACCAAGGAGCACAAGAAGCUCGCAAGAAAAUGAACGUUCCGUGUGAGAUUAUUAGGGUUCCUCAGGCUGGUCAUUUCGUAUUUAUAGAUAACCCUUCUGCUUUCCACUCGGCUGUGUUUUACGCUUGCCGUAAGUUUAUAUCACCCGAUCAAAACAGUAACACUCUCCCGAAGGGCCUGCAAUCUGUUUAAAGGGAAGUAAGUAUAUAUAUUUGUAUUAUAUUUUAUUUUCAAUCUUAUACUUCGAUAGCAAAUAUCAAUUCUGUUACACUUGGUAGCAAUUCAUUUCAUAAGUGGCAUGUAUUUCCCCUUAUCUGAAAAAUAGGAAUAUGAUUUGAUCCAUUUCGUAUACUGGAGCUACACUCAACUUGUGGUCGUCUAGAAGUUUGUAUAGUAGGUUCCUGAUUAUUUAGAUGUAUUUUUUUCCGGUGAAAUUCUUUCUGGGAAAAAAUUGCUUGGAUUAAAAUCAUUAUCUUCACAAGUAUUUUGUUUGGGAGUUGUAAAUUCAUAUUUGUUGUUCAUCCCUCCAUAUUCAGUUUCUUUAAAAACUGGACUCGAUGUUUUGAUGGCAAAAAUCGCCAAAGAUUGUAAGUCGGAGUGGAAAUUGGAACGGAAUUUCCGUAUUCCGUCAAUUCUGAUCCGAAUAUUUUCUUUUU